AUGGGCCGAUUAAACCUCACUGCCAUCAACGUCCGCAAGACUGCGCUGGCCAAAUUCAAGGCCAAACAGAUUCCUUCGGUACCCAACUGGGUCGAUAUCGUACAUGAUAUCCCGCCCGCACAAAUUCUCGUCCGCCAGCAGCCCGUCAAGCAUCCCCUGACCAAAGUCCGCACACGAACUCUCCCGAGCGGAAAAACCGAACAAUAUGUGCAAAUCAUUGAACCCAAGAGACCGAAGUCGGCGAAAGCUCGCCAUGUCUUCAGCCCCAAAUCUUUACAUUAUGAGGAGGAUUCAUUACGCAGAACUUUCUACAGCGAUCAUCCCUGGGAGCUUGCGCGGCCUCGAGUGAUCGUCGAGACAUCAGGAGAGCAAUACAAGAACGCAGACUGGUCAAAAGGCCUGGUUCAACCCGGCAUCCCUCUAUCUGGCGAAUGUGUGGUCCAGCGACAACUCUGGCUCCUGGAAAAUACCCCCGACAUUACUAUCCCGCAAGCUUACGACAUCGCGCGAAAAGAGUUCUACACCCUGCGCCGACGUCAAGAACGGAGGGAUAGGGUUGCUGCUGAAGAGGCGAGACAUAUGGGCGCUCGAUUCGGGAAGUCGGCCUUGCAGAUUAGCAUGGGCAUUGAGAAUGCGAUGUACAAUGACUGGGAGAAAUGGAGCCGGCAGGUCGUCUUUGAGCAAACAUCGAGGGCUGCCGCUUUUGAAGGCACCGUCGCCAGCGCUGAAGAGGAGGCUUUGAAGGACAAUGUGCUGGAAGAGAGUACGACCCGGCUGCAGCAGCCAGGUGGUCGUCCGGCGAUCGGAGCUGCGGUGUUUGCUCAACAAGCGCAGUUGGACUCUCGUGUAUCGAGACGUCCCGGUUCUCCAUAG
Fonsecaea nubica is the source of this 873-nucleotide messenger RNA. RefSeq lists its product as hypothetical. Gene Ontology annotation, cellular component: mitochondrial small ribosomal subunit. Bases 1 to 873 code for a protein of 290 amino acids. The record is from RefSeq and is a predicted model, not a curated record. The transcript has a single exon. Gene Ontology annotation, molecular function: structural constituent of ribosome. NCBI's taxonomy places the organism in Eukaryota, Fungi, Ascomycota, Eurotiomycetes, Chaetothyriales, Herpotrichiellaceae.